Molecule: messenger RNA, 330 nt
Organism: Paramuricea clavata
Lineage: Eukaryota; Metazoa; Cnidaria; Anthozoa; Malacalcyonacea; Plexauridae
Source: the annotation of a GenBank genome assembly
AAAGAGCCUCUGAUCAAGGCAUUUGGAUCAAUGAUGAUCGAAAAAAGCGGACCAAAAGACAGCCAGUUCAUUUCUCAGAAAAUGAGAGAGCUUGGUCGCUUAGUAGAAGGUUUUUUGUUGGUUGAGAAAAGUAAAAACGUCCAGUUGUCUAACUUCAUCAAGCCCGAGAAGUUUGAUAUGGUUGUCACAGCUGUACAUAUUAUCACUGGAUUCAAUUCACAAAAUGAUCAGCUCAAAGUGAGCAUUCCAUCACUGGCAUUGAAAGUGGGUUACUCGAUACAAAAAUGUGCUUCCAUUUUAAGUGGUUUAGGCUUUGCGUAUGUAGGAUGA